AUGAGGAAGAGGAGCGGCAGCAGCGGCGACGGGUUCCUCCUUUUCGCAAACCCUAAGCCACCUGCGCUCUCCCUAGGCCGGGGGCUAAUUAUUGGGCCAUACAUGAGCAACUUGACGUGGGCUCUUCUCUAUGGCGUCGGGCCAGACACAAUGGUUGAUGCAGAUCAGCCAAACAGACAGAAGAUUGAAGAGAAGUGGGUCGAACAAGAGCUAAUGAACAUGCCAAUGAUGACAUUUAUGUGGGCCGGGUACUUACAAGUUAAUGGGCCGAGCAGGAAAAAUGAAAGCCUACUGCAAGAAACUAAUGGGCUGAGUCUCCAAAGAGGGCUUGGGCCAAUGGAUAAAAGUAAGGUUUUGGAAGGGCCAAUUAACUUGGAUUGGACGCAAGUUGGGUCAGUCUGGGGAAUUAGACUAAGGUGCGACUCAUGA
This is a messenger RNA of Linum trigynum, 429 nucleotides long. NCBI's taxonomy places the organism in Eukaryota, Viridiplantae, Streptophyta, Magnoliopsida, Malpighiales, Linaceae. The record is from the annotation of a GenBank genome assembly.